Capsella rubella is the source of this 1163-nucleotide messenger RNA. Its product is annotated as transcription factor MYB105. Gene Ontology annotation, cellular component: nucleus. Lineage: Eukaryota; Viridiplantae; Streptophyta; Magnoliopsida; Brassicales; Brassicaceae. Gene Ontology annotation, molecular function: RNA polymerase II cis-regulatory region sequence-specific DNA binding; DNA-binding transcription factor activity, RNA polymerase II-specific. The record is from RefSeq and is a predicted model, not a curated record. Gene Ontology annotation, biological process: regulation of DNA-templated transcription.
AUGCUAUACAAAAACUCACAUUUAAUAUUGCAUCAUAUAUCUUCUCUUCCAAUGAGGAUUGAGAUGGUGCAUUAUACUGACGUGGCGUCCGCGUCUCUCUCCAUAACACUUUGCUUCCCAUCUUCUUCGUCUUCGUUCUCACCUCAUCACUACCAACACCAACAUUGUAUCAUGUCGGAAGAUCACCACCCUUUGAUGGAUCAGACCGCUUCAUCAGACGAAUACUUCUCUUUAAACAUCAACAACGAUCAACAUCUCCGUAGCUACUCCAUAAGUCAUAGAGAAGAAGAGAUUAGGAACUCUUAUCUAAGUGAUCACAGUAAGAAAGACACAGCAAACUAUGGAAGCUGUGGACACUCCUCAAAAGGUUCGGUGUCGAGAGGACAUUGGAGACCCGCUGAAGAUGCUAAGCUCAAGGAACUAGUCGCCGUCUACGGCCCACAAAACUGGAACCUCAUAGCUGAAAAGCUCCAAGGAAGAUCUGGGAAAAGCUGUAGGCUUCGAUGGUUUAACCAGCUAGACCCGAGGAUAAACAGAAGAGCCUUCACGGAGGAAGAAGAAGAGAGGCUAUUGCAAGCUCACAGGCUUUAUGGUAACAAAUGGGCGAUGAUAGCAAGGCUUUUCCCUGGAAGGACUGAUAACUCUGUGAAGAACCAUUGGCAUGUCAUAAUGGCUCGCAAGUUUAGAGAACAAUCUUCUACUUACCGUAGGAGAAAGACGAUGCUUCCUCUUAAGCCACUCAUUAAACCUAAUCCUCACAUUUUCAAUGAUUUUGACCCUACUAAGUUAGCUUUGACCCACAUUGUUACUAAAGACCAGAAGCAGCUUAUGUUGCCCAUUCCUUGUUUCCCAGGUUAUGAUAAUGGAAACGAGAGUCCAUUAAUGGUGAGUAUGCUCGAAAACGAAAUGGUGGUCGGGGAUUACACUGCAUGGACACAAGAGGCUACUACAUUGGAUUGUUUAAACCAAACCGAGAAGAGUGAGAUGUUUGAAAGAAUGAACGAGGAGAAGAAACCACUGUUUUUCGAUUUUCUUGGGUUAGGGGAGGGCGUGAUCUCAUCAUCAUGAUGAACAACAAGACUAGCUUCAGUUAGUUAACAACAAUUAUGAAAUGAUUUGAGUCCUUAAAUUUGUCGUUGUAGUUUAAUUUGUUGCGUUAAUAA